Drosophila serrata is the source of this 884-nucleotide messenger RNA. RefSeq names its product MICOS complex subunit MIC13 homolog QIL1. NCBI's taxonomy places the organism in Eukaryota, Metazoa, Arthropoda, Insecta, Diptera, Drosophilidae. Gene Ontology annotation, cellular component: MICOS complex; mitochondrial crista junction. Gene Ontology annotation, biological process: cristae formation. The record is from RefSeq and is a predicted model, not a curated record.
CUUGCCAUCAGUUCUGCCAAACUCUAAAAGCUACAAAAAAAUAUAUAUAAUAUAAUCAGAACGUUUUUGGCAUUCCUGCUCUGGCUUCCAAUAAAAUCCCUUUCAGUUCGCAUUUUUGGGUGUUUUUCCAAUUCUAAUAUAUAAAAUAUAAAUAAGUAUAUAAUAAUUAUAAAGAGAGAUUUCGAAAUAAUGAUCGCCUCAAUCGUGGCAAGAACGGCAGCGGUCACCAUUACCGUUUACAUGACCAAACGUGUUGGAGUCUGGGGCCAGUCAGAGGAGUCGGAGCGACUGUACCACCAGGUGAUCCAUGGCCUCAAACCCCUGGGUGGUCUAGUGCGUGAUCUGCUGCCUCUACCAGAUCCGGAGAAAGAGAUGAACAUGGGCCAGAUGGCCAGAGAUAUGUAUAAUCGAGGCAUCAAGGAUGGAUUCUAUAUAUUGCAGAAUCUACCAAAAAUCUCCAAUCAACUGGCCAUCAAAGCCAAGGAGGCUUGCUACGAUUUGGCCAAAGAGUUGAGUGGCAACAUGGGCAUAGAAAUAGCCAGCAAGAAGAUUGAUCCACCGGCAGAGAAGCCCACCACUUUUGUUAUUGUCACUCCGGGAACGCCAUUGAAGGGCUUGGGGGAGGGCGAUGGUACCACCACCUCCAGCACCACCACAACUCCUACUAGCUCCACUGAUCUUGCUCUCAAGCAGGGAGUCAAGGCAGGUUGGACUCCUAGCAUAUUCCAUCCAUCAUCGAAGAAUGACAAGUCCCAUUAAAUGACUUCCUGCAGUCACAUUUGCAUUCCUGUUCUCCCCGUCUAAAUUUUAAUUUUUAAAUCUUGAAGUACGCAAAUGUAAAGAGUUUCUGGUUUCGAAGAAAUAAUGUCAAUUUGAGUGAUGAA